This is a messenger RNA of Oncorhynchus masou masou (cherry salmon), 2346 nucleotides long. RefSeq names its product basic proline-rich protein-like. The transcript has 4 exons. Lineage: Eukaryota; Metazoa; Chordata; Actinopteri; Salmoniformes; Salmonidae. Bases 1 to 2346 code for a protein of 781 amino acids. The record is from RefSeq and is a predicted model, not a curated record.
AUGGUAACCCUCAGGUCACGAUGGCCACUGGCACCCACAACAAAGGAGCAGAAUAUUUGGCACAUUCUGGGCAUCCAGAGGGCUGAGGAUCAGAGGAGGAGAUCAUUCGCCCUGCCAUCCACCCAGCUUGGGCAUUCAGGGGCCCAGACUGGCUACAGAUUAGCCUGCAGCGAUAACCUGCACUUCUGGAGUCUGGCGAAGACUGGUGGAGACCAUGGUACACCAGAGAGGAACUACAAAGAGACGGUGGCCAAAGAGUUUCAGUGUGAGCCUGAGCCUGGUUCUCAGACAAAUCCCUUUCCUCUCAACUCCAGGCCUGAGCCUGGUUCUCAGACAAAUCCCUUUCCUCUCAACUCCAGGCCUGAGCCUGGUUCUCAGACAAAUCCCUUUCCUCUCAACUCCAGGCCUGAGCCUGGUUCUCAGACAAAUCCCUUUCCUCUCAACUCCAGGCCUGAGCCUGGUUCUCAGACAAAUCCUUCUCCUCUCAACUCCAGGCCUGAGCCUGGUUCUCAGACAAAUCCUUCUCCUCUCAACUCCAGGCCUGAGCCUGGUUCUCAGACAAAUCCCUUUCCUCUCAACUCCAGGCCUGAGCCUGGUUCUCAGACAAAUCCCUUUCCUCUCAACUCCAGGCCUGAGCCUGGUUCUCAGACAAAUCCUUCUCCUCUCAACUCCAGGCCUGAGCCUGGUUCUCAGACAAAUCCCUUUCCUCUCAACUCCAGGCCUGAGCCUGGUUCUCAGACAAAUCCUUCUCCUCUCAACUCCAGGCCUGAGCCUGGUUCUCAGACAAAUCCCUUUCCUCUCAACUCCAGGCCUGAGCCUGGUUCUCAGACAAAUCCCUUUCCUCUCAACUCCAGGCCUGAGCCUGGUUCUCAGACAAAUCCCUUUCCUCUCAACUCCAGGCCUGAGCCUGGUUCUCAGACAAAUCCUUCUCCUCUCAACUCCAGGCCUGAGCCUGGUUCUCAGACAAAUCCCUUUCCUCUCAACUCCAGGCCUGAGCCUGGUUCUCAGACAAAUCCCUUUCCUCUCAACUCCAGGCCUGAGCCUGGUUCUCAGACAAAUCCCUUUCCUCUCAACUCCAGGCCUGAGCCUGGUUCUCAGACAAAUCCCUUUCCUCUCAACUCCAGGCCUGAGCCUGGUUCUCAGACAAAUCCCUUUCCUCUCAACUCCAGGCCUGAGCCUGGUUCUCAGACAAAUCCCUUUCCUCUCAACUCCAGGCCUGAGCCUGGUUCUCAGACAAAUCCCUUUCCUCUCAACUCCAGGCCUGAGCCUGGUUCUCAGACAAAUCCCUUUCCUCUCAACUCCAGGCCUGAGCCUGGUUCUCAGACAAAUCCCUUUCCUCUCAACUCCAGGCCUGAGCCUGGUUCUCAGACAAAUCCCUUUCCUCUCAACUCCAGGCCUGAGCCUGGUUCUCAGACAAAUCCCUUUCCUCUCAACUCCAGGCCUGAGCCUGGUUCUCAGACAAAUCCCUUUCCUCUCAACUCCAGGCCUGAGCCUCAGACAAAUCCCUUUCCUCUCAACUCCAGGCCUGAGCCUGGUUCUCAGACAAAUCCCUUUCCUCUCAACUCCAGGCCUGAGCCUGGUUCUCAGACAAAUCCCUUUCCUCUCAACUCCAGGCCUGAGCCUGGUUCUCAGACAAAUCCCUUUCCUCUCAACUCCAGGCCUGAGCCUGGUUCUCAGACAAAUCCCUUUCCUCUCAACUCCAGGCCUGAGCCUGGUUCUCAGACAAAUCCCUUUCCUCUCAACUCCAGGCCUGAGCCUGGUUCUCAGACAAAUCCCUUUCCUCUCAACUCCAGGCCUGAGCCUGGUUCUCAGACAAAUCCCUUUCCUCUCAACUCCAGGCCUGAGCCUGGUUCUCAGACAAAUCCCUUUCCUCUCAACUCCAGGCCUGAGCCUGGUUCUCAGACAAAUCCCUUUCCUCUCAACUCCAGGCCUGAGCCUGGUUCUCAGACAAAUCCCUUUCCUCUCAACUCCAGGCCUGAGCCUGGUUCUCAGACAAAUCCCUUUCCUCUCAACUCCAGGCCUGAGCCUGGUUCUCAGACAAAUCCCUUUCCUCUCAACUCCAGGCCUGAGCCUGGUUCUCAGACAAAUCCCUUUCCUCUCAACUCCAGGCCUGAGCCUGGUUCUCAGACAAAUCCCUUUCCUCUCAACUCCAGGUCUGAGCCUGGUUCUCAGACAAAUCCCUUUCCUCUCAACUCCAGGCCUGAGCCUGGUUCUAAGACAAAUCCCUUUCCUCUCAACUCCAGGCCUGAGCCUGGUUCUCAGACAAAUCCCUUUCCUCUCAACUCCAGGCCUGAGCCUGGUUCUCAGUUUUCCUCAACUCCAGGUCUGACAGUUCUCAACAUCUGA